AGGUAUUAAAACGAAUAUUUAGUUAGUUCUUCUAGAAACACCUACUGAUCAUUCGAGAUGGAGGAAGAGGAGCAUGAGGUGUACGGUGGAGAGAUUCCUGACGUGGAAGGCGACAUUGACUCUCACGCCGCCGAUAUCGAUAUGUCCGCCGCCGAUGACGACGCCGUUAAGGAGCUUGAUGAAAUGAAAAAGAGGUUAAAAGAGAUGGAAGAAGAAGCUGCUGCUCUUCGCGAGAUGCAAGCUAAAGUUGAGAAGGAAAUGGGCGCUGUUCAAGAUCCAGCAAGUGCAGCUGCUAACCAAGCAAAUAAGGAGGAAACAGAUGCUCGUUCCGUGUUUGUUGGCAAUGUUGAUUAUGCAUGCACACCGGAAGAAGUGCAGCAACACUUUCAAUCCUGUGGUACGGUUAAUAGGGUUACGAUUCUAACAGACAAGUUUGGCCAACCGAAAGGUUUUGCUUAUGUGGAAUUCCUCGAGGUAGAAGGGGUGCAAGAGGCUUUGCACUUAAAUGAAUCUGAACUACAUGGUCGUCAACUAAAGGUUUUGCCCAAAAGAACCAAUGUUCCUGGGAUGAAGCAGUAUCGUCCUAGACGAUUCAAUUCAUACAUGGGGACUUACCGGUUUAGGAGGCCGUAUGUACCCCCUUAUUUCUAUUCCCCAUAUGGAUACGGGAAAGCUCCUAGAUUCAGAAGGGCAAUGCGAUACAUGCCCUAUUACUAGACGACGAUUAAAUACUUGGAGUUUUUGAGGUGGAUGAUUCAAUUCAAAACUUCAAUUUAACAUGAGUUUUUUCUAGCAUUUUAUAUAUUAGUCCAAACAUUUUUGUUUAUGUGGCUGAUGGUUUCAUCUAUAAGCCUUAUUUUUUUUAAUUACUCUGUUGAGAGGAUAAACGGAUGGUUUGUUUCCGUCAUUAUGUUGCUGUCAUUCGUAAUUUUAUAACAUAACAUGGAAGACCAAAAUAUAUAUUCAUAGAUUAUGCCCGUUGGCUAGGUAGGAUAUACAAUGAAGAGCUUCAGAUUUUCUA
This is a messenger RNA of Mercurialis annua (annual mercury), 1021 nucleotides long. RefSeq names its product polyadenylate-binding protein 2. Gene Ontology annotation, molecular function: RNA binding. The coding region runs from base 58 to 717 and encodes 219 amino acids. The record is from RefSeq and is a predicted model, not a curated record. The transcript is spliced from 6 exons. Lineage: Eukaryota; Viridiplantae; Streptophyta; Magnoliopsida; Malpighiales; Euphorbiaceae.